Molecule: messenger RNA, 498 nt
Organism: Durusdinium trenchii
Lineage: Eukaryota; Dinophyceae; Suessiales; Symbiodiniaceae
Source: the annotation of a GenBank genome assembly
AUGGUUGGGUCCGUUUUGGCCGCAGCCGAGCAGGAGAAAGACCACAUCAUUUGUGUUUGUGCCAUUGGGUAUCCAUCCUGGUAUAUGCCAACGACCAUCAAGUGGACCGUGAACAUGUUCUCUGCGACGCGCAAUCCGCUCUCGAAGCUCUUCUUCCGGGAUAGCCGCUUUGAGACGCCUUUGAGCACUGAGGCCCCGCCCUUCAGCCGUUAUGGGCGCUGUUACGAGGCUUGCCAAUGGGCUCCAAGUUCUUUCAAUGCUCAACCUGUUCGCGUGGUGGGACACGCCGAAGGGCAACGCUUUGACUUUUAUGGAGCCAAUAGUUCCCGCUAUUACACCCCAGUGGCCGUGGGCAUUUGGCUCGCGAACUGGGAAACAGGUUGCGAAGCCCUGAAGAUCAAGGGCCACUUCAAAAUCAUGGACAGCGAGAAGCUGGAUGUGCCUGCGUUGACGAAUGAUGGGCCAGUCUAUGACAUGAGUUGGAUUUGCUCACCAUGA